CCAGCAAGUGUCGAGUUGUCACCGGCAAUCGUUCCUGUGUCAAAUUCUUCCCCACUGUCUGGUGUGGCCCCUCUGACAAAUUACUGUCAUUGUGUAACGUUUAUCGCGGACUGAAUCGCCAUGACAACCGGUAAGAUGGAGUUCACAGCCGAUGACGGAUUGUAAUUUGUCCGAAUUGUCGUAACACUGAGUGACGGAUUAAUCUCCUGAUUUGUACCUUGUUAAAUCUGUUCGGCUCGAGUGUCUCAAAGUCAUGUCAUCUUAUGAGAACAUUUGGAGUGGUUUUUUGAAGACUUCUGAUAUGCUUUGUCACUGACUUUUUUCUGUACAAUAUACUAGGAUAUUAUACGGUAACACUGAGUGGACAAUGAUUGGAUUUCAAGUAAAUUACUUGUAUGCAAGCAAUGAGUACUGACAACCCGUUUCUUUGAUAUGAAUUUUCUUUUGUGAGUUCUAAAGGAAAAUACGAUAUGUAGAUAUUCCGUAAAGUAAGUAAUGUAAGGAGGGGACCCUCAACAUUGAAUGAAGAAAAUGGAUAUUGUUGUGUGGAGAAAAGAGUAAAGACACUCAAUUAAUCAAUCGACCAAAUUAAAGAAAUGACGCAAGUUAUUCCAUCCUAACCUAACAAUCGGAAUGCGACCGCAAUAAUGAGUUUGGAAUAAAUGGCCCUUCCUGUCUUGACCUCGGGGUACCACCUCGGGUAUUAGAGGGAGCAGUCCAUUUAAAUCUAUUACAUGCUGAGGGAGUUAUUUUGUGAACCAUUUUAAAGGUUUUUCUUGUCGCAGAAGGAGCGUAACGCUCAAAUUCUGAUUCCGAAAUGUUAAUGUAAAAAUUUAAAAUGCCAAUGAGAAGAUAAUAUUUUUAAAAAAUCCCUAUUGUCCAAUCAGAUCGUUGUGUUACUUGCUCUGGAUCUGUGGGAAGAAAUGAAACAUACAACGGUAAACCACGUGCUUUGUUAUAGUUUCGAAGUUGUCUUUAGACAGUAACGAGACAGGUUUAGUGCUGACUUUGCUUCAGAAGUGACAGGACUAUGGCAGUAGGUGAUGAAUGUGUCCAAGUAAAGGCAGUCAUCACUUCAAACCGCAAUCUCUAGACCCGAACGAGCGGGGACGUUUACAUGCAAUUUAUUCAUUUGAAGUUGGAGUGGUACAAGAUAAACUUUUUUGUGAAAGGCUUUUUCAAGCUUACAGGAAGGAGAUUUGUGCUGUUAUUCUGAUGAAUUUACCAGAUCGAUAUGCCUCUUACACUAAUGCUCCUAAUAGCAUAUUAAGCUUGAUAGAUGCUGGGACAAGUCAGCGUAAAUGAGAAAUUCAUUGUUGAGUUUAAUUUUUCAUUGUGAUGUUAUAACUGUUUCCACGAGAUAGGAAUAUUUUAAAUGACAGUUGAUAAACUCGAUUUAAGGACUUACUCCAACAUGAGUAGUGCGUUCGAUCCCUUUUGGUGCAAUUUAUGCAUCACUGUGCCGAAAGGAAAGCGAAAACUUCUCAAAAAAAUUCUAUACCCAUUAACGAAAUGGAUUGACCCGUCUUUCGAAUUUUUCAACAUUUUUGAAAGUGACAUCCAGCCUCGAAACGAUGAUAAACCCAGUAGAACUUCAGAACAGUGCGAAGUGGAGAGCGUGAGAGCACCUUCCAUUAGCGUUAUGCUGUUUUUAUCUGAAAAUGGUACCAUGUCAUCGAAGGAUGUCCAAAAGCUGUUCCUCUUGCCUCCUUGGGCCUAUCACCACAAGGUGGAGCUUUAUAACGUACGUUCCCCGGAAAGAACUGCAGCCUGCCAGGAAUUCUACGAAAUAGCAGACGACAUGCCUCUUUGGUCAGUGUGUCCAGUUCAUUACGGAAACGAACAUCUAAGAGUUCUUAUUUAUGUGAGAAAUUUUCAUCAGAUGGUGGAAUUUUACAGGGUCAUUACGGAUAGUGAAAUGGAGAGUAGCAAACCUGGAUUUUGCAUAUUCCAAAUGUGUUCUCAACCAGGAUUGGAUAUUCAAGUAGCUCUAAAAUACUCAAAAUACAUCGAACCGUAUCCGAUUUCAACCACACGUUUGUCAUUUAAGGUGAAAAGUGUUGAGUCCAUCGGGGCUUUUACUGGAUGCAAUCUAGAACCUGCUGAGGGAAACUCAUUUAUAGCAACUGACCCUGAUGGAAAUAAAGUACAACUUUACCAAAUACCAAAUACAGAAUCUUCUAUACCAACGAAAUCAGUGAAAACUAGAGGUGAAAAAUUCUCAGAGGAUAUAAAAAGUUGCCGAAGUUCGGACAGCCAUGAUUCAGGGCGGUGCUCAGACAGUGAAAUUUGGUGUAGCGAACCCGAACCUUUUCGAAAUGAAUCUUUUGGACUGAAUUCUCGGACAGAACAUGUGCUUCAAAUACGAGAAAAUUGCGUUAUGCCACCAGCACUUAACACUAAAAACAAAAUCAAAGCAGUCUAUUUGUAACAAAGGGACGAGCAAAAGUGCACGGGUAACGAGUUUUUAAUUUUUACAGUUUUGUGCAAUAAAUCAAUUUUUAAAACGUU
This is a messenger RNA of Magallana angulata, 2511 nucleotides long. RefSeq names its product protein FAM124A-like. Lineage: Eukaryota; Metazoa; Mollusca; Bivalvia; Ostreida; Ostreidae. The record is from RefSeq and is a predicted model, not a curated record. The transcript has a single exon. Bases 1376 to 2431 code for a protein of 351 amino acids.